CACGAGCGUCGACACUUCUUGGAUAGCAUGUCUAUUUCUCAACUGGUGCAUCUUUGGUCUGGGUGCGUUCCUCGUUUCCUUUACGCUUCCAGCACUGUCUGAAGGCCUCCAUCUGUUCGUCUUAGUUAGCUGGCGAUGAAGGAGCCAAAGAAUCAAGGCCGGAGAAUAUAAGACUGGUGCCAACCAAGACCAGAUUACCAGUGAUCUUGACUGACGUUGGGUUCAGCACUCACUUCAUUCUUACACGCUCGCCAAUCUUUUUUAUCAUAGUAGCAAUCGUUCAUUCGAAGUUGUUCCUCUGUACAUGCAUGUCAGAAUUGCCUCCGUUAGGUGUAUACGGACCCAAUCACCAGCACAGCCUGUACUGAAUAUCCGCUGGUCCCUAGUCGUGUGGUCAAUACCGCUUCUUGAAUGAAACCCAAGUGGGUGAAAAGCUACCAUUCAUCGAGUUCAUCCUCGCCGACGUCGGCCUCAGCUGUACUCUCCUGCUUCGACAUUGUUGUGUUGGUGUUGGACAGUGACACGGCUUGCUGGAUUGGAGGCGAGAAAAAGUACCUAUUUGGCUCUCCAAACAUUGAUGGUCGUCUGACAUACUCGGCUUCUUGACCUCAUUACCAAAACAGCUACCGAGCAAGGAAACACGCCACCAACUGCCACCGCCAUGGCUUCUAAACGGAUGAAUGUCCUUGUUUACUCUGGAAACGGCAGCACGGUUGAAUCCGUUCGCCAUGCUCUGUACACGCUUCGGAAGCUGCUUUCACCCAACUAUGCCGUGAUCCCCGUCACUGGUGACAUGCUCAUCAAAGAACCAUGGACGGCAAGUUGUGCUGCGCUGGUCUUUCCCGGCGGUGCCGAUCAGGGAUAUUGCAACACUCUGAAUGGAGAGGGAAAUCGACGCAUUCGCCAGUUCGUCGAACGCGGCGGCGUCUACAUUGGCUUCUGUGCCGGUGGUUAUUACGGAAGCCAAAGAUGCGAGUUCGAAGUUGGAGACAAACUGCUCGAAGUCGUGGGUGACAGAGAGCUGGCAUUCUACCCCGGUAUAGCGCGCGGAUGUGCAUUCCCGGGCUUCGUUUACCACAGCGAAAAGGGAGCUCGUGCCGUGGAACUACAGGUCGAUAAGGUGGUAUUAUCAGCAGGCAACGUCCCCAACGUGUUCAAGUCCUACUACAACGGGGGUUGUGUCUUUGUGGAUGCUCCGCGAUACCAGUCGAAGGGCGUUGAGGUUCUGGCAAGUUAUACGGAGCCUCUCAGUGUGGAUCCCGGAGAAGGUGCAGCAGCCGUUGUGUAUUGCAAGGUUGGUGAGGGAGCAGCAUUGUUGACCGGCCCACACCCAGAAUUUGCUUCUGCCUUGCUCGAGCCCAAACCGGAUGACGAUGCCCCUGGCUUUUCGGACGUUAUCAAAGCACUGGCCGAGGAUGAAGGCCAACGAAUCAAUUUCGUCAAAGCAUGCUUGACCAAAGUCGGACUCACGGUGGGCGAGGAGCAAAAAGUACCCUCCCUUUCCUAUAUGCACCUAUCUGCGUUGCAGCCCAAAGAUACGGCGGCUAUUGUGUCAUCGUUGGGCCAUCUCAUCGAAAAGGAUGAGCGGGGCGACGAGUUCAUCAAGGAUGACAAUGACACUUUCCAGCUUGUCAAGCCGUCCGCUUGGAAGAUGGGUGACCUGGCACAAGCUCUUCCCUCUCAGACCGCAGAGACAAAGGAAUCUGCUGACCAGGACAACGGCAACGGCAGCUCCAGUUCAGACCUGAUCAUCGACUAUAACAAGGUUGUCAAACAGAUCAUCGUUCAUGACGAUGGAUACCCUUCCUCUCAGCUAACGCCCUACUUCAACCACGAGGACUUUUACGCCAACCUGGAGACCUAUCAGACACAGAUGCGUGGCACCGCCAGCAGCUUCGGCACCCAUUUGCUCUAUGGAGAAGUGGUAACUUCAACCAACACUUUGCUGGAGAAGAACACGAAGAUAUUACGCAAUCUACCGCAAGGAUUCACCGCUACGGCGACGGUUCAGGUAGCAGGCCGAGGGCGAGGAUCGAAUGUCUGGGUUUCGCCGGCCGGGAGCCUCAUGUUCAGCACUGUUAUCCGACAUCCCAUGGCUCAGAUGCAGUCUGCACCCGUCGUCUUCGUGCAGUAUUUGGCCGCAAUGGCUAUUGUCCAGGGUAUCAAGUCUUACGAUGGCACUCGCUACCAAGCGAUGCCGAUCAAGCUGAAAUGGCCCAAUGACAUUUUUGCUUUGGAUCCUACCAAGGCCAAGGAGAAUGGCGGCGACCGAAACGAAAAUUACACAAAGAUUGGAGGGAUCCUGGUUAACAGCCACUACAACACAAAGGAAUAUAUUGCUGUGUGUGGUGUCGGACUCAACACUUCCAAUACGGCACCCACCACCUCGCUCAACCAGCUCACGCAGUUGUUGCCCAAAGAUGUAUCUCCACUCACUCUGGAGAAGCUAUUGGCCCGCAUUCUGACGGUAUUUGACGAUCUGUACGCCCGGUUCUUGAGGACAGGUUUUGACGACGCCAUGGAAAAAAUGUACUACGAGCAUUGGCUCCACAUGGACCAGAUUGUAACCUUGGAAGCUGAAGGUGGCCAACGAGCACGCAUCAAGGGGAUCACCAGGGACUAUGGGCUGUUGAUUGCAGAAGAGCUCGGAUGGGAAGACCGCGAGACAGGGCGCAGAUGGACCCUGCAGAGUGACUCUAACAGUUUUGACUUCUUCAAGGGUCUGGUAAAGAGAAAAAUAUAGAAGCAUUACGGCCAUCACCGCCCCGGGAGCAUCUGAACCACCGGGUUACCCACUUUGGCCUGCGCGCGGCGUGAAGCUCCUGCAAGACGCUUGAUCUAAGACCUGGUCGGCCACUUGUUCUUGGGUCUCCUCAGCCAGAAAGCCGCAGGUGCAACUCAGGUGCUUCAAGAGCGUGCCAAGAGUGCAAGUAAGCGUCAAGGACAAGAAGCUCGCUUGAGCGCAACAAGUGAAUGGAAUUUCCCAGCUUUGGUCGACAUCACACCUUAUGUUCGCCUGCCACUGUGCACAAGUCGAGUCACACAGCAUAACUCCUUUCUCGGACUUGCUCAAGGCAUAGCACAUGCAACAGCUAUCAUGUGUCUCGGCAACCAGCGGUCCUUGAACGAGGUCUGGCUUGCCCCUUGCCAAGCCCACAGAACGGGAAGCAAAUGCUUGACGGGACAGAAGGCGAGCAAGUCAUCAAGACUGUUGGGAAAGCAGCCUCCAAGCAGAGUGUUCAAGUGGGAACAGAGGCCGUCCGCAAGCAAACAUGGUGCCCACAGAUCAGAAGGGCGACUAAAGACACUCUCACCUGGAGAGUCAACGCAAGCCAUUGCAAGGAAUGCCUCGUGGGCGGCCGCCUCCCGACCUUUUAGCUUGGCUUUGCUGCAUAUCAUCGGCGAUCGCAGGUAACAGCCCCUAUUCAGGUCAACAGUGUCUCGGAGCUCUCCAGUCACUCGUGGUCAUAUCUAGCGACGAGGGGCAUUUUCGGUGUGAUGGGGUAUUUGGAAGCUGCGUGACAUACACAGUCCGAAUAAGCCCACCACACGAUAUGUAGGAGAAGAUCAACGCGGUCACUUCGCACAGUGGUUGUCUAUACCUAUAGCCCCGCUGCAGACGGGAGCUCAAUGGCCUGUCAGAUGGGCCACUUUAUCACCGCCUUUUGCUUUUCCAUGGCGCUGUCGACAUGUCCUGCUAGAUGUGGAGGGAAUUAUAGGCAGUCUCCACUCGCAGCAACCGUUCAUACCACUACCCUCAGACUGCUGCUCGAUACGUGACAGGCUUUUGAGAGCCCCAAACAGAGUCGGACAACAGGCGCAGUCAUCUUGAGCGAUAUCUCCGUAUAGCGCGACGCUAUCGUUUGUUGCCGCAUCCCUUCGUUUCGGAGGUUGAUCAUCCGCUCGCUUCGUACUGUAGCCUUGAUGCAUAGCUGGUGCUAGAUACGAGGCACGAAGUAUUAGUAACGAAAUGGGAAUGUCAGGGCUGGAAGUGGCGUUCGGAUAGCUGGUUCCGCUAGGCAGUGCCGUUGAAGGGAACUUGCGUCGAUUGGCAUUCCGACAGCUCGCCAUGCAGCUCAAGCCUACACCUGCUCCUUGAGUACUGGAUUUACCUGCUCCCUGAGCGGGCUUGUGGACGUUCCCAACCCCUGGCCGGCAUACACGGAGGAGGCCUGGCGUGCCUGUGCUAUGUGACGAGUCACGUUCCACCUUGGAUUUGAAGGGAGCAUGAUCGUGGAGUCUGCCGAGUGACCAUGGACAGGGCAAUAGCUGUAAGGUUCGGUGGAGGCGCAAUUGUCCCAGCUGACCCUGCUUCGAAUUGAGGGUGAAAGUUGUCAGGCUGAAGCGAUGGGCGCCUUUACAAGGAAGACACUCGACGAGUGAAACUGCAAUACUGCGUUGUACACAGCAGGCAGCAAAGGGACGCUGAGGUGUGCUUUACUGGCAACCAUGGGAUGUUGGACAGAGAUUUUAUGGUCAGAGACGUUACUACUACUAUAGCACCUGCUAGUAGUAGGUAGGUGGUAGAACCGCGCAGAGUAGCGGUGAUUUGCAAGCGCGCGCUACAAUAAAAUGUACAGUCGUACCUGCCAGCCUGAGUGGUAAGCACCGACGCGUGUAAGCACGUG
This is a messenger RNA of Exophiala dermatitidis NIH/UT8656, 4628 nucleotides long. RefSeq lists its product as uncharacterized. Gene Ontology annotation, biological process: protein modification process. The transcript is spliced from 4 exons. Lineage: Eukaryota; Fungi; Ascomycota; Eurotiomycetes; Chaetothyriales; Herpotrichiellaceae. Gene Ontology annotation, cellular component: cytoplasm. The record is from RefSeq and is a predicted model, not a curated record. Gene Ontology annotation, molecular function: biotin--[biotin carboxyl-carrier protein] ligase activity. Bases 662 to 2743 code for a protein of 693 amino acids.